Trifolium pratense (red clover) is the source of this 3183-nucleotide messenger RNA. Its product is annotated as probable leucine-rich repeat receptor-like serine/threonine-protein kinase At3g14840. The coding region runs from base 1246 to 1788 and encodes 180 amino acids. NCBI's taxonomy places the organism in Eukaryota, Viridiplantae, Streptophyta, Magnoliopsida, Fabales, Fabaceae. The record is from RefSeq and is a predicted model, not a curated record. The transcript has 10 exons.
AUGAAUGUUUAUUCAUAACUUGAAAUGCAAGUGGAGAUGACCCUUGACACAACUACUAUACAAUGUUUUUUUCUUCAUAAUAUGAUGGUGUUGUGAUAUAUAUGUAAUCAGGAUGGUAUACAUGGAAGAUUUUUUGUUCUAAAUGCAAUUUGAAUAUGAAUGUUUUAUUCAUAACUUGAAAUACAAGUCGAGAUGACCCUUGAUAAUGAAAGAUGGUUGUGUGCCUUCAAUUGAGUUUAUGUCUCUCGGUUUUCCUAAAAUUGAUGGUUUGAAUGCAAUUUCAAUCUGAAUGCUUAUUCACAACUUUAAAUGUAAGUGGAGUAGACCCUAAGUUGUAUAUUAUGGAGUUUAUGGGAACAACAUAUGAGAACAAGUGCUAGACUCAAACUUUACCGUAAAAAAUUGUGUUUAUCAGUUACUUGAAUGUUGGAAUUUAGCGCAUAAACUGUGUUCUGUUUCAGGUCUGAUGCAGGCAGAACCUACGAUUGCUUCAGGUCUGAUACAGGUUGGUGCUUUGCAUGCUACCGCGGCUGAGCCUGAGUUGGGAUUGGAAUAAUGCAUCUGCGACGAACGUGGUCAAUACAUGCUUUCAAAGACAGAAUGGAUUGCCCUUCUUUGUGGAGUGGUUGUUAGUAAAAAAUUUUGGUCUGAUGCAGGCAGAACCUACGAUUGCUUCAGGUCUGAUAUGGGUUGGUGCUUUGCAUACUACCGCGACUGAGCCUGGUGCGGUACAGACAUAUUCGGCAGCUGUUAAUUCGAAAAGUCCGACUCGGGCGAUUCAAAUGUAUAUUGAUGCAUAAUUUUGCUUCGUAUUUAAAUAGAGUUGGGAUUGGAAUAAUGCAUCUGUGACGAACUUGGUCAAUACAUGCUUUCAAAGACAGAAUGGAUUGCCCUUCUUUGUGGAUUGGUUGUUGGUAGAAAUUUUUGAUACUUAACUGGGAAUCUUUUUACUGGACCACUUCCAAAUUGGAUUGCUAGACCAGACAUAUGAUGAUGACUCAAAUGAAGUUGGACCCGCAAGCUUUCGGCAAACUGCAUCAAAUUGGGCACUUAACAAUACUGGUCACUUCUGUGAUAAAAAUAAUAGCCUUGUGGACUACUCUACAUGGUCUAAUAAAACUAAUCUUGCCAUGGAAAAUUCCGAGUUGUAUAUGGAUGCACGCGUUUCUCCUCUUUCUCUAACUUAUUACGGAUUUUGCCUGGGAAAUGGAAACUACACAGUAAAUCUCCAUUUUUGCGGAGAUAAUGUUCACGGAUGAUCAAACAUAUAACAGCCUUGGAAGACGUAUAUUUGACAUCUAUAUUCAGAAUAGGUUGGUGGUGAAGGAUUUCAAUAUUGCAAAAGAAGCCGGUGGAGUUGGUAAGGCAAUCAUAAAGAAGUUCACUGCUAUUGUGACUAGAAAUACAUUGGAGAUUCACCAUGAUUGGGCUGGGAAAGGGACAACUGGAAUCCUGUUUGAUUCAGUAUAUGCUCUUAUAUCGGCUAUAUCGGUUGAUCCUGACUUUACACCCCCGGCAGAAAAGGGAAGCAGCAUACCUGUGAGGGUUAUUGUUGCAGUUGUAGUUGCUGGUGUACUAGUUAUAUUCAUGGUAUUUGGUUUUGCUUGGUGGAGAAGAUGUCGACAACAGAUAGGUCCAUUAGAAAGAGAGCUAAAAGGUUUGGAAUUCCAACCUGGGUUAUUUACGUUACGACAAAUCAAAGCAGCAACUAACAACUUCGAUAUUGAGUUUAAGAUUGGAGAAGGAGGGUUUGAUCCUGCUUUGAUUUGUUCUCUGUUUGAUUGUUGAGACUCUUAUAUCAUCAUUAUAGAGGAGUUGCUCAUGGACUUAGCCAAUCAGAAAUAUUGGGUCAGAUACUUGUAGCCCUAGGUCUGAUGCAGGCAGAACCUACGAUUGCUUCAGGUCUGAUGCAGACAGAACCUACGAUUGCUUCGGGUCUGAUACGGGCUGGUGCUUUGCAUGCUACCGCGGCUGAGCCUGGUGUGGUACAGAUAUAUUUGGCUGUUGUUAAUUCGAAAAGUCUGACUCUGGGGCGAUUCAAAUGUAAUAUCGAUGCAUAAUUUGCUUCGUAUUUAAAUUGAGUUGGGAUUGGAAUAUGCAUCUGUGACGAACUUCGUCAAUAUGUGCUUUCAAAGACAGAAUGGAUUGCCCUUCUUUUUGGAGUGGUUGUUGGUAAACUUUUUGGUAAGUAUAUGUCCCUCAAUGUCCCUAAAAUUGAUGGUCUAAAUACAAAAUCAAUGUGAUUGCUGAUUCGUAACUUCAAAUGUAAGUGUGGAAGACCCUUCUUUUUCAAAAAAGUGUAGAAGACCCUUGGAGCCUUAGAUGCAAAAUUGAAUAUAUGUCCCUCGAUGUCCGUAAAUUGAAUAUAUGUUCCUCGAUAUCCCUAAAUUGAAUGUAUGUUCCUCGAUGUCCCUAUUUCCAUAGAAGGGUCUCAAUGGAUUCCAGGAUAUUAUAAGGCACUUGAAGCUAUUGGAAAUCCUUCAACUUUUUAUAUUUCGGUUUUGGUUAUGGGCGUGUUUUAUCAUCUUUAUAACCAAUCAUUUUAUCAAGCAUUAGAUAAAUUUUUUCCAUUAACUUUCUCUGCUGGAAACACGAUGAAUAGAGUGGUUGUGAUUGUGUCUUCAGUUUUGGUGUUCGGGAAUCUGGUUCGACCUCUUAACAGUGUUGGUUCUGCCAUUACUUUUUUUGGGACUUUUCUGUUCACAAGCUACAGCUGCAAUGAAAGCAAACAAAAUUGAAGAGUUGGGGUUGGAAUAUGCAUCCGUGACGAACUUGGUCAAUUUGUGCUUUCAAAGACAGGAUGGAUUUCCCUUCUUUGGGGAAUGGAUGUUGGUGAACCUCUUGUUGAGUAUAUAUCCCUCAAUUUCCCUAAAUUGAUGGCCUGAUUCGAUUUCAAUAUCCUCAAUUUCCAUAAAUUGAUGGUCUGAUUUAAUUUCAAUAUGAAUGUUUAUUCAUAACUUGAAAUGCAAGUGUGACCCUUGACACAAUGACUAUUCAAUGUUUUUUUGUUUCUUCAUAAUAUGAUGGCGUUGUGAUAUAUAUGUAAUCAGGAUGAUGAAAUUAGAAUGAUGACUAUACAAUGGUUUAUUCAUGUAAACCACAUUUUUUAUUCAUAUGUAAUCAGGAUGGUAUACAUGGAAGAUUUUAUGGUCUAAAUGCAAUUUGAAUAUGAAUUUUUAAUCA